Messenger RNA from Cottoperca gobio, 2155 nucleotides. It is a transcript of the gene cks1b, whose product is annotated as CDC28 protein kinase regulatory subunit 1B. The record is from RefSeq and is a predicted model, not a curated record. Gene Ontology annotation, molecular function: cyclin-dependent protein serine/threonine kinase regulator activity. Lineage: Eukaryota; Metazoa; Chordata; Actinopteri; Perciformes; Bovichtidae. The coding region runs from base 167 to 403 and encodes 78 amino acids. The transcript has 4 exons.
CAAUGGCAUGAGACGAGGUGUAUUUGAACGGUGAAAAGCGGGCUAGCAAACAUUCGAGAGGGAAACAAAGAGGGGUGAACGUCUUACUACUGUUGGAAGCGAAAAACUGGAAUAAUUUACUUUUUUUCGGGUCAGGAUACUUUGGCAAUCAUAUAAGGUCCCCGUCAUGUCUCACAAACAGAUCUACUACUCUGAUAAAUAUGACGAUGAAAAAUACGAGUACAGGCAUGUAAUGCUACCCAAAGACAUUGCAAAGCGUGUACCCAAGACCCAUUUGAUGUCGGAGACCGAGUGGAGGAACCUGGGGGUCCAGCAGAGCCAAGGAUGGGUGCAUUACAUGAUCCAUCAGCCAGAGCCACACAUCUUGCUGUUCCGGCGCCCUCUGCCCAGCCAAAAGUCAUAAGGGACAGAAUCUCUGGGUCCUUGGAAAAUCAGUCCUACUUGCCACAGAUCGACUUAUCAAAAUAGGGAUCAUGCUGUCAAGAUUACCAAGCUCUUGUGUGGUAGGUGAUUUGGGCUGAUCAUGUUGGACCUGGAGAAGGACUAUCACAUUUAUGAACAGUGGUUGUGGAAUGGAGUAUGCGUUGAAGGAAAAAAUAAAUCACCACCCUCCUCUUGGGGAAAAGACUUCAUGUGUUAACAGCGACACGCCGUCUGCCAGAAAACCUUCAACUCAGCUUACAGUCUUUUUGACUUAACCUAUCUGUCCAACUUGCUGAGCCUGCUUGGAUAUUCCAGCCUUUUAGAACAUGAAUUGUCAUAAAAUGUGGGAAGUGAAACCGGUUCAAACAUUUGAGUGAUUCUUACAGAGUGUAUUCUGGGUCAAGCUCGGGUCAGAACACAAGCCAGACAGAAUAGUUUGACCCUAAAUGAAGUUUGACUCUGAAAACAUCCAAGUGUGGUUUUAUAUGACAUGUUGCUGCUUGGUUUAAAUGACACUGUAAAUUGGCAUUUAACACUUUAUGUCAUGUGCAUGAACAGCCGCAUCUAUAAGAGUCACUUAGAAACUAGUUUUGAUCCCUUUUUUCCAUAAGAGCAUAUUAUAUUAGUUUUGGCCUACUUUUAUAAAACAUCUUUGAUGGCUCUGCUUGUACCAGUGAGCUGCUCAGUAUUUGAGUGUUGCGCUUUCUGAAAUAAAUAAACUUUUAAAUCUUAGUGUGGGCUUUGGCAGCAUUUAGGGUUUACAACUACUGUACGAUUACACAGAGCCACUUAAUACAUGACAAUGGAUGUGAGAGGAGAAGAAAACAAAUAGUGGCUGUUGGCAGACACUACCCUUAAAAUGCUCUUAUAGAAUACAUCCGGAUCAUUGAAUGAAAUGUUGGAAAACCAAUUGCAUUUAUUUUGAAUUGUGGUAUUGACCUCUAAUGCAUAUGGCACUUGUUUUCACCGUCAUACUCGUUCUGAAUACUUGCACCCACUCUGCCAUGUUUGUAUUUACCUUCUAUCCCCUUUUUACUACCACAUACGGAGCCGCUUAGCUGUCACCGAGGCUAAGACUUUGCCUUAAACAAUUGUUCUUUGAACAUGUGCCUUUUUGUAAGGUUUGCUUUUGUUCAGUUCUUUUUGACAGAAUUAGUUUUUAUAAUUACAUGUGUAGGUAAAGAGCUAUUCUACCCUUCAGAAUUAUUAAAAGAAUGCAAUCAAAUGAAGUUGAUGCAUUUAGUCUUUGAUGAAACAACUAAUAUGAAAUCUGUGUUGGAUGACAUCUCUGUAUGCUUGUUUGGUAAUCUUGAACAUAACACUACAGUAUUGGAUUACUAUAGAUCGAAGACUGAAAUGAUAAAACCCAAUUAUGCAAACAUCAUGUGGCUGCAUCAGAAUGGGAAUAUUCACAUAACUGUUUGACAAUUUUCACUCUAUAUUCACGUUUGUCACAUUAACAAAAACAAGUUUUUCAUCAUGUAGUGUUGGUGCAAACACAAAUUCACCAGACAGCAGCAUGACGUUCUUAAAUACACCUUUGCUCCUCAUAUGUUUCCUAUUUCUGUCAACUGUAAAAUAAAAGUAAAAUGACACAAAAAAUUGCAAGUAGGAAAUGUGACUUGCAUGUUGGAAUCACCCCUUACGGUCCUGUCCUUCCUCACAGCCUGUUUCCUAAAGCAAACUGAUCACACUAACAUCACAUGCCAGCUGAUGUGUUUAUCAUUAUUUA